GGAAGGAGAGAGGAAGAAGAGGAGUAUGGGCUCUGUUACACUGCCCAAAGUCACCGACUCCAUGAUUUCAACCUCGUCCAGCACAGCCGAGAUGGUGACACAGGGAAAGCUUCAGAUCAGCUCUAUAGAAAAUGUGGAAGAUAAAAAUUCGGGACAUCUGGGCUGUUGUGGCUGGGUGCUCGUCAUCUUCUCCCUCCUGAUGGUGGUCCUCACCUUCCCAUUCACUCUCAUAUGUUGUGUAAAGAUAGUGAAAGAGUAUGAGCGUGCAGUUAUCUUCAGACUGGGAAGAAUCACAGACAGAAAACCUAAAGGGCCAGGACUUUUCUUUGUCCUUCCCUGCACGGACACCUUUGUCAAGGUUGAUCUAAGAACCGUUUCCUUCGACAUUCCGCCACAAGAGAUCUUGACUAAGGACUCAGUGACAGUCUCUGUGGAUGGGGUGGUGUACUUCCGGAUCCACUGUCCCAUCUCGUCUGUGGCUAACGUGUCCAAUGCCCACUCCUCCACCCGCCUCCUGGCUCAGACAACCUUAAGGAAUGUUCUGGGCACCAAGAACCUGGCAGAGCUGCUGUCAGACAGAGAGGGCAUAUCAGUCAGUAUGCAGGAAGCACUGGAUGAGGCCACAGACCCCUGGGGCAUUAAGGUGGAGCGUGUAGAGAUAAAAGAUGUAAAGUUGCCUCAGCAGCUGCAGAGGGCCAUGGCAGCUGAAGCAGAGGCCAGUCGAGAGGCCAGGGCCAAGAUUAUCGCAGCGGAGGGAGAGAUGAAUGCCUCACGAGCUCUGAAGGAGGCAUCGCUGGUGAUCGCAGAGGCUCCCUCUGCUCUCCAGCUCCGGUACCUACAGACACUCAACACCAUCGCCGCAGAGAAGAACUCCACCAUCGUGUUCCCUCUACCAAUAGACAUGAUCCAGGCCUUCAUGAGCAAACAGUGAAGCUUUUACAUAGCACUUAGAUAACUAUACUCAUGUAUCUACCUGAAGAGCAUACAUAGAUUUGCCCAUUGCUUGAUUUAACUAUCUGCUGUUGUACAUAUAUGUCAUAAGAUACAUAUGGCAAGUUAUGUUAAGUUCAUUAGAGUACAAAGUGUCUCCUCUCACCUCAGCACCACACAGAUAGCAAUGUCACUCACACAUCUGUGUGAUGUUAGUCUGGUG
Molecule: messenger RNA, 1153 nt
Organism: Periophthalmus magnuspinnatus
Lineage: Eukaryota; Metazoa; Chordata; Actinopteri; Gobiiformes; Gobiidae
Gene: stoml3a
Product: stomatin (EPB72)-like 3a
Exons: 7
Coding region: 26-931 (301 amino acids)
Cellular component (GO): plasma membrane
Source: RefSeq, a predicted model, not a curated record